AGAGAGAGAGAGAGAGAGAGAGAGAGAGACUGCUCUCCCUUCAGCGUUCCUUCCCUGGAGCCGAACUGCCCCUUCGCCCACCGGCUGUUCUGUCCCGGCUCUUCCGUCCCCACCUCCCUCCCUCCCUCCGGGACGCAGCAGCUGUUUCUCCCUAACGGCGCUCGUCCAAUAGCAAAGCCAGGCCCCGCCCCCUUUUUGGCCGAAGGGAGGGGGAGAGGAGCAGGAGUGGCGCUCACACGAAAGCCGGCAGCGGCGGGAAGCGGCGGUGUCUCUGUGAGCCUCCUCCUUUCUUGCCCUCGUCUAUCUACCUACCUCAAGGCAGAGCCCUCCAGAAGCAAGGAGAGAAGGAAGGAAGGCUUCCUUUCAGGGAGGCAGGGGGCUCUCGUCGUUUUCCCCCCCUUUUGGGAAGAAGAUGCACACGACGCAGAAGGACACCACGUACACCAAGAUCUUCGUCGGGGGCCUGCCCUACCACACCACGGACUCCAGCCUCCGCAAGUACUUCGAGGUCUUCGGGGAGAUAGAGGAAGCCGUCGUCAUCACCGACCGCCAGACGGGCAAGUCUCGCGGAUACGGAUUUGUGACGAUGGCUGACCGAGCUGCUGCUGAAAGGGCCUGCAAGGAUCCUAAUCCGAUCAUUGAUGGCAGAAAGGCAAAUGUGAACCUAGCAUACCUAGGAGCAAAACCAAGAAUAAUGCAGCCAGGUUUUGCCUUUGGUGUUCAGCAGCUUCAUCCGGCAUUAAUACAGAGGCCUUUUGGGAUCCCUGCUCACUAUGUAUAUCCACAGGCUUUUGUGCAACCAGGAGUAGUUAUCCCACAUGUCCAGCCUACUGCAGCUGCCGCCUCCACCUCACCUUACCUUGACUACACUGGAGCUGCCUAUGCUCAGUAUUCAGCUGCUGCUGCGGCCGCCGCAGCCGCUGCAGCCUACGACCAAUAUCCCUAUGCAGCUUCCCCUGCUGCUGCAGGAUAUGUCACAGCCGGGGGCUACGGCUAUGCAGUCCAGCAACCACUCACUGCAGCCACUCCUGGAACAGCUGCUGCAGCUGCUGCAGCUUUUGGGCAAUACCAGCCACAACAGCUGCAAACAGAUCGUAUGCAAUAGCGGAUGGACUCAUGAAGGAAGUUUUCUUUCUUAUUCAUUCUUUGUAGAAUUUUACCUUCCAGCCUUCCAAUAGAAAUAGUUGUACAAGAGGCAAUUAAUCAUAACUAAUCCAGCUUUAAGGAGAGCUACAAUGCAAUAUAGUAUUACAAAUAAAAGGAAAACAAAUGCCACUGUAUUCGUACAGUAUGCAUCCAUCUCAUGAGUAGUAUUCUGGGGUGGGCAUUGUAAGAGUAUCGUAUUGUCAGUCUAGCCAUCCUUCUAUCAGGAAAGGAUGAUAGAAGUAACAAAAGAAAGCUUAUAUCUUUAAAACAUACACAAAGAGAGUGAGGGUAGAUGGCGUGUUUUACAAUAUCAGGGAAAAAAAGUCCAGGUGAGCAAUACGUAGCCUAUAUCAAGUUGAAGAUUACUAUUAUUUAAAUGUCGAAAGCACUGACUGUCUUUUGCUACUUUUCAUUAUGGCCUAUAAAACUUUGGCGAGUAAGAACGUGUCUUCUGACGAUCUCAUAACGGGCAUCGAACAAACUAAGGAACGUGGCCUUUGGGGGAGAAGGGUGGACAGGCACCAAAGUUAUUUUUCUCAUCUGUCCUCUGUAUGAAUGGGACUAUGGAGCAAGUGGUGUGGAAUUAAUGGGUGCAACAGCUGUACAGACAAUCAAUAACACAGACCAUUCUGGAAAGAACACAUCACUUGUGCUCGUUUGAUGAGCUUGUCACAUUCUAAUCCCUCUCCCCAUCCUGUUUCACUUUUAGGAAACUUUGACUGCUGGCGUCAGCUAUUCUGAUUCUGAAAUAGGAUCAGCUUUUUACUACAACAGCCUUCUCUUUUUAUUUAUUGUAUCUAUUCAUGGCUUGCGAAUAAAGGCAGGAAGAAAUUUGCUGAAUUUAAACCUUUAAGAACUGUGGUAAGGGAUUUUUUUUGGGGGGGGAGGGAAUGAUUUGUAUACAAUUUAAUACCUAUUUAAAAGUAUUUAUUUGCAAAAGAGGUCUUUUUCAUGAAAUAACUUGUUGAGAUUGCAGUUCUUCAAGGGUUAAUACUAUGUGGGUUAUAUUGUGCCUUAAUGUAAUGCUAUUUAAAGAUAUAUUUAUUUUGAAAGUUGUACUGUGCUGCGCUCGAAAGGAAACAACGUUGGAUGUGAAACUGUAAAAUUAUGUAUUCAUCUCAUGGUAUAAGUUAUUUUGUAGGUUUAGCAGUAGUAUAUAAAAUAUUAACCUAAUCAACUAAGGAUGCUGACAUGGGUUUAUUUAAAUUCAGUAAGUACACCCUUUCAUAAGGGUGCUUUAAAAAUACUUUUUAAAAAGGGUUUGAUCUUAAAAAUGCUAGUUUCAUGAUUUUCCCUCUAUCUCCUUAACUGUUAACCUGCUUUCUUGGAUUUUCAGGAGAACUUAUUUCUCUGAGAGAGGGAAAUGGUAAAGGAUUGGGCCAUAAAACUCCGCAUACCUGCUCAGGAAUAAGUUCUGAUAAACGUGCUUCUCUUGUCUAUACGGAAGCAGUUCUGUGAGGUCUGGUCUCACCAAUAACAUCUGCAAAUGGGAAUCGUAUUAAUCAGAUUAAUUAUGUGGGAAAUUACCACAUGAUUUGUCUGGUUCAUGGAAGUUCCUAUUUAUAGACAACAUGGGGCCACUUGGGAAUGCACUGACAGAAACAGUUCCCAUGCCACAACAGUAGCAUUUAAUUGGGCCACUGAUCUUGAUGUGGCUUAAUCCCAACCAGAUUAGGAAGAUUGGGUCUGAAGUCCCAGUUUUAAUUGUGGACAAAACAAACAAUCCUCACAUAACAUCAUCCACAUAAUGUAUUUCUGGUGGGUUGUCAGUAUUUUCUCCUACCGAAAAAAAGGGUAAUUUUUCACUUUCAUCUCUGUAUAAACCAACUAUUAUUCCUUUGCUAGGAAAUGCUGCUUUACAUUGUCCUGUGAAACUGCAAUAACUUGCAUUUUUUUAUUUUUGACCUAAAAAAGGAAUUUAAUAUUUUACACUGUAUUGGAAUCUUUUUAUACUUGAACAAUUUUCAUACAAGGGAAGACAGGAUAGCAUUUUUAUGGACUUUGUCCGAUGUCACUGGAUUUAUUUUGAACACUAGCCAGUGUUAUAUAAGGUAGAUAACAUGACUCACAUGUUGUUUAUUAUGUAUAUUGCUUUAUAAUGUUUCAAAUCUUCUAACCUAUACUCUUGUAUUUAAAAGAAAACAAUAAAAUGCUAUUGAAUCCAACACA
Messenger RNA from Anolis carolinensis (green anole), 3315 nucleotides. RefSeq names its product RNA binding motif protein 24 (gene rbm24). Bases 413 to 1105 code for a protein of 230 amino acids. Gene Ontology annotation, cellular component: nucleus; cytosol. NCBI's taxonomy places the organism in Eukaryota, Metazoa, Chordata, Lepidosauria, Squamata, Anolidae. The record is from RefSeq and is a predicted model, not a curated record. The transcript is spliced from 4 exons. Gene Ontology annotation, molecular function: mRNA 3'-UTR binding. Gene Ontology annotation, biological process: mRNA stabilization; positive regulation of myotube differentiation; regulation of alternative mRNA splicing, via spliceosome.